Messenger RNA from Rhodotorula graminis WP1, 1709 nucleotides. Its product is annotated as glycosyltransferase family 4 protein. Bases 53 to 1675 code for a protein of 540 amino acids. The transcript is spliced from 6 exons. Gene Ontology annotation, molecular function: alpha-1,3-mannosyltransferase activity; GDP-Man:Man(1)GlcNAc(2)-PP-Dol alpha-1,3-mannosyltransferase activity. NCBI's taxonomy places the organism in Eukaryota, Fungi, Basidiomycota, Microbotryomycetes, Sporidiobolales, Sporidiobolaceae. The record is from RefSeq and is a predicted model, not a curated record.
AGCCAGUGCUGCUCUGCCUUUAGAGACCUACACUCGACUCGACGAGCUCAGCAUGAACAUCCCGACAGCCGCCAUCGACCCGCAGUCGUACCCCGACCUCUCGCUUCCUUCGAGUCUCCGCAUCGCCUUUAUUCAUCCAGACCUCGGCCUAGGAGGAGCCGAGCGCUUGAUCGUCGAUGCGGCGGUCGCGCUCCAGAAGCGCGGGCACGAGGUGACCGUGUUCACGAGCUACCACGAGCCGGGCAAGGAGGGGAGGAGCUUUGACGAGACGAGGGACGGCACGCUGCAGGUGCACGUCCUCGGCAACUGGCUGUUCCCUCGGUCGGUCCUCGGCCGGUUCACCAUCGUGUGCGCCAUGCUCCGCCAACUCCACCUCGUCGCGUCGUUCCUCCUCGCCUGCCUCCUCCACCACCUCUCGUCCCUCCCCCUCCUCUCCCUCUUCGUCCUCCCGCUCGAGACCGCCUUCGCCUCGUCGCACGACUGGUCGCCCCGGCGACAAAUCGAGCCGUUCGACGUCAUCGUCGUCGACCAACUGAGCACGGCCGUCCCGCUCCUGCGCUGGUUCGGCCAGAACCGCGUCGUCUUCUAUUGCCACUUCCCCGACCUCCUCCUGUCGCCGUCGGCCUCGUCGCGCAACCUGCCCACCCUCCCUCGCGACCCACGCGCCGGCACGCCCUUCUCGUUCGCCGGCGAGAUCCGCAAGACGUACCGCGCGCCGAUCGACGCCGUCGAAAUGGCGACGACGGGCGAGGCCGACAAGAUCCUCGUCAAUUCCGAGUUCACGGCGAGCGUGUUUGAGCGCACGUUUGCCCAGCUCAGGAGGAGGCCUCGAGUCGUGUACCCGGCGGUCAACCUCGACAAGGCGGCGAGCAGAGACGGUCGUCGGCGAGAAGGACAAGUGGCUCGUGCUCGCAGCGACCAGCCGAUGCUCCUGUCGAUCAACCGGUUCGAGGGCAAGAAGGACCUCGCGCUCGCCCUCGAGGCGUUCGCCCAGGUCCGCUCGUCGGCCGCCCACCCCUCGCUCCGCCUCGUCCUCGCAGGCGGCUACGACCCUCGCCUCGCCGACAACGUGCGCACCCUGUCGCAGCUGCAGCAGCUCGCCGGCCGCCUCGGCCUCAGCUCGCACGCCUACGCCGCCGGCGGCGCCCUCCCCGACCGCGCGCCCGACGUCGUGUUCCUGCUCAACAUCUCGGCGGCGCAGAAAGCGCUCCUGCUCGACUCGCGCCGCAGCGGCGCCGUCGCGCUCCUGUACACGCCCAUGUACGAGCACUUUGGGAUCGUGCCCCUCGAGGGCAUGGCGGCGGGCCUGCCCGGCGUCGCGACGCAGACGGGCGGGCCGACCGAGACGGUCGUCGACCGCGGACUCGACGACGACGAGACGACGGGCCUGCUCCGCCCGAGGGACGCGGCCGCGUGGGCCGACGCCGUCUCGUCGCUGCUCGCGCUCGACGACGCCCGGCGCGCCCAGGUCGGCGCGGCCGGGCAGCGCCGCGUGCGGACCUACUUUUCGACAGAGCGGCUCGGCGCCGACUUUGAGCUCGCGUGCGUCGACGCGGCCAAGAUCGGCAUGCCCAUCCCGCACGAGGUCGGGUUCAAGAAGAUGCUCGCCUUUUUCGGCAUCGGCAGCGUGUGCUUGGCGGCGGCCGUCGUCGCCUUCGUCGUCGGGAGGCUGUGAGCCUUCCUUCUGCAACGCCGGUCUCGUCACAGUG